Messenger RNA from Nerophis lumbriciformis (worm pipefish), 9671 nucleotides. Its product is annotated as FRAS1-related extracellular matrix protein 2-like. Gene Ontology annotation, biological process: anatomical structure morphogenesis; cell communication. The record is from RefSeq and is a predicted model, not a curated record. Gene Ontology annotation, cellular component: membrane. Lineage: Eukaryota; Metazoa; Chordata; Actinopteri; Syngnathiformes; Syngnathidae.
AUGUGGAGCGCACUCCUCCUCUGCCUCUCGCUGGCGCGCUUUGUGCGCACGCAGCAGCCCGCCGCUCCGGGCUCCUUUUACGCGCUGCGCUCGGAGCUCUCCGAGGACGCGAUCCUCGUGGCCAACAACGGCAUACGCGUGCCCUUCGGGAGGUCCGUGUCCCUCGACCCGGUCAACGACCUGGUGGUCCAGACGCGGCCGGGGGACCGCUGCAGCGUCACCGUCCUGGACAGCGACCCCCUCUCGCAGCGGCCGGGACGCCUCACCCCGAAGAAGUUCCCGUGCGAGUUCGGCCGCGAUGACGUCACCUACACCCACUACGGCUCGCGGAGUCCGGCGCGGGACCGCGUGAGGCUGCAGCUGCGUUACGACGCGCGCACCGAGACCGUCGUCAUCCCUUUCAUGAUGGAGGUGGAGGUGGUUUUUACGCAGCUGGAGCUCCUCACCAGGAACAUGCCGCUCACUGUGGACCACCUGAGGGGCACCAGCAACCCCAUAGACAAGAGGAUUGUGGACUUCACUUACGACCAGGACUUGUACAGGUGCGGGGUGGUGUCCCUCGGUGGGAAUAUGCUGCCCCGCUAUGGUAGACUGCUAAAACUGUCCCAAAACCUAGACUGUGAGGAGUUCACCCGCGCCGACAUCCGCUACCAGCACACGUGCGAGCACGCCUCGCCCAACCGGGACCACGUCCCCAUGGCGGUGGAGCUCCACGACAAGGAGGGCAACCUGGUCAAGCAGGAGCACUUCCACCUGACGGUGCGCAUCCGAGAGGGGCGAGAGAACACGGCGCCCAGGCCCAGCUUCGUGGCCAUGAUGAUGAUGGAGGUGAGCCAGUUCGUCAUGACGGCGCUCACGCCCGACAUGAUCGCCGCGGACGACGCCGAGUCCGACCCGGGCGAGCUCGUCUUCAACGUCACCUCGCCGCUGUCGUACGACGAGGGCUACAUCGUCAGCACCGACGACCAGAACCUGCCCAUCGCCUCCUUCUACCAGAGAGACCUGCAGGACCUGAAAAUAGCCUACAAGCCGCCCUCAAUGGACUCCGAAACCGAGAGGAUUUUCCAGCUUGAGUUCGAGGUUGUGGAUCCAGAGGGGGCUGUCUCGGACCCCUUUGCGUUCAUGAUCGUGGUGAAACCCAUGAACUCUUUGGCACCGGUCGUGACCCGGAACGUGGGACAGCUGCUGUACGAGGGCCAGUCCCGGCCCCUCUUCAACCUUGAGAUCAGCGACGAGGACAACCUGGACAUGGUGGCCAUAACGGUGGUGGACGGGCUCCGCCACGGCACCCUGCUGGUGCUGGGGUCUCGGAGGAAAACCUUCACCCCCGACGACCUCACGGCCGGGGCGGUCGUGUACCAGCACGACGGCAGCGACACGUACAGCGACAACAUCGUGUUCAAGAUGACGGACGGAAAACACGAUGUGGAGUUCCUCUUCCCUAUCACCGUCGUCCCCACUGAUGACGAGCCCCCCAUCGUCAACGCCAACACCGGCAUGGUCCUGUUCAAACACCAUCUGAUGCCCCUGUCUCCCCUCAUGCUGAGCGCCGCCGACAUCGACUCUGAGGACUCCACCAUCACAUUCACCCUCGUUCCCCCCUUUUCCACAAUCGGCACUGUCCUUCUGAGGCAGUCCGACGCCCCGGAGGACCCCUCCUCCUGGAAGUUCAACUCUGAGGACGAGGUCUACGAGAAGGAGGUGCGGGAGUGGCUGCAGAAAGACAUCACCGACGGGAAGGUCUUUUACAAGCACAUAGGGCCUCACAUCACUGACACAGUCAUGGACCAGUUUGUCUUCACAGUCCGGGAUGACAACGACCCACCCAACGAGUCGGGCGAUGCUACGUUCACAGUCCGUGUUUUGCCCAUAGAUGAUGUGCCCCCCGAGCUGUACCCCGGGACCACCCUGCAGAUGACUGUGGAGGAGUACAAGCUGACUCAGUUCAGCAAGGAAGUCCUGCGAUACACUGAUUUGGACUCGGAGGACCGUGACCUUAAAUAUACGGUCAUCCAGCCCCCGACUGAUACCGAUGAAAACAGCCCAUUAGUUUUUGGGUAUUUGGUUCUGACAGAGAGCCCCGACACUGAGGUCGCCGAGUUCACACAAGCUCAGCUGAAUCACCACAAGAUCGCCUACAGCCCCCCAGACAUCGAGCUGGGCAUCACUGCGCACGUGGUGCAGUUCCGCUACAGCGUGGAGGACACGGCGGGGAACAGCGUGGAGGGGUCGUUCACCAUCUACCUCCAGCCUGUCAACAACAAGCCCCCCCAGAUUACAAACACCGGCCUCACUUUGUUUGAAGGCAGCAUCCACAUCGUCACCAUCGCUGAGCUGGACGCCUCGGACGCCGACACCGAGGGGAAAAUGAUCACGUUCACGCUCAGUCGGCCGCCCAAACACGGACACCUGCAGGUGGCGUUCACAGACUUGGAGAAAGAAGCAGUUUUCAGUCUUGAGGACCUUUCGCAAGGGAGGAUAUCGUACAGUCACGGCGGCGAGGAAACGACGAGCGACGACUUCCAGCUGGACGUCAGCGACGGCUUCCAUAUCGUAACCGUGACGGUCAAAGUCCACGUGAAGCCUGUGGACGACGAAACGCCGGUGCUCAGUCUGCCCGCGGGAACGAUCGGGUCUCACCUGGACGUGCUGGAGAACGGCGCGGCAGAAAUCACGACUCACGUUAUCCAAGGCCGCGAUGACGACACCGAUGACCUCCAGCUGACCUUCAUCUUGGAGGACCCUCCAGCCAUUGGUGAGGUUUUGGUGAAAGGAGUGCCCGCCGGUAGAUUCACGCAGGCCGACCUCAUCAACGGUCUGGUGGUCUACGCUCACACCGGCGGCGAGGUAGGCCUCACAUCCCAGCAGGACGGCUUCAACUUGACUCUCACAGACAUGUCAGAUGAUUGGACUGUGGGGGGAAAUAAGGUCAACGGGGUCCAGGUAUGGGUCACCAUCCUACCAGUGGACAGCCAAACACCUGAAGUUGGAGUUGGGGUGCAGUUCAGCGUCAUUGAAGGGGACAAAAACGCCAUCGGCCCUCAGCACCUGAACGCAUACGACACCGACACCCCCGUAGAAGAUGUCCUCUGCAUCAUCGUAGUCCAGCCCACUGCUGGCUAUGUGGAGAAUAUAUCACCUGCACCCGGGUCUGAAAAGUCGAGGUCAGGUACGGCCAUCAGUGCUUUCACCAUCGGAGACAUCAGAGAAGGAAAUAUUUACUACGUGCAGAGCAUCCACAAAGGUGUUGAACCAGUAGAAGACAGGUUCACCUUUAGGUGCUCGGAUGGAAUCAACUUCUCAGAGAACCUCUUCUUUCCCAUCGUCGUCACUCCCACCAACGACGAGAAGCCAGAGAUCUACUUGAGGGAGAUCGUCGUGAUGGAGGGGAUGAACAUCGUCAUCGAUACUCCCAUCGUGAAUGGAGGCGACGCUGACGUCCCAGCCGAGGAACUGAUGUUCAUCAUCUCCAGACCUCCGAAACAUGGCGUGGUUUUAAACCAGCUGCCCACGGGUUCAGUCCUGGUGACUAACUUCACGCUGGAGGAGAUCAGAGAGGCGUCCAGUAUUAUCUACGAACACGACGACUCAGAGACCACAGAGGACAGCUUUGACGUCACGUUGACUGACGGGAAGUUCUCAGUCCAGAAAACAGUCCUGGUGAUGAUCAUCCCUGUUGACGACGAGACGCCCAGGAUACAAAUCAAUGACGGCUUGGAGGUGGAAAUCGGCGAGACCAAAGACAUCGACAACAAAGUCCUAAGCGCGACUGAUUUAGAUUCAGAGGACAGUGCUCUCACUUACAUCAUCCGCUUUGGGCCUGGUCAGGGUUUGCUUCAGAGGAGGACUUCCCUCGGGUCGGAGAACAUUACCCUGGGCAUGAACUUCACACAAGCAGAGAUCGACGCAGGGUUGAUAUUCUACACGCACAACGGGCAGGAGGGCAUCCGAGACCUGGUCAAGUUUGACGUGACGGACGGAAUCAACCCGCUGAUUGAUCGUUACUUCUACAUCAGCGUGGGCAGCAUCGACGCGGUCUUCCCUCAUGUGGUCAGCAAGGGUGUGUCCCUGAAAGAAGGUGGUCGCGUCACCCUAACCACGGAUCUCCUCAGCACCACCGACCUCAAUAGCCCAGACGAGAACCUGGUCUUCACCAUCACCAGGGCGCCUGUCAGAGGGCACUUGGAGUGCACGGACUACCCCGGGGUGCCCAUCGUGUCCUUCACGCAACUCCAACUCGCCGGCAGCAAAGUCUACUACAUCCACACUGCAGACGACGAGCUGAAGAUGGACAGUUUUGAAUUUGAAGUGACCGACGGCUACAAUCCCAUUUUCAGGACUUUCAGAAUCUCCAUCCUGGAUGUUGACAACAAGAAGCCGGUGGUGACCAUCAACGGUCUGCAGAUCACGGAAGGACACAGUAAGCUCAUCACGCCCUUUGAGCUCACAGCAGAGGACCAAGAUACCGCCGAGAAGCUGCUCAAGUUUACCAUCACCCAGCCGCCCGUGCACGGAAAAGUCCUCUUUAACCAGUCCAGCCCAGUCAGCACCUUCACCAAACAGGACCUAAACGAAAACCUGAUCAGCUACAAACACGACGGCACCGAGUCCUCCGAGGACUCCUUCUCCUUCACCGUAACCGACGGCACGCACUUGGACUUCUACGUCUUCCCAGACACGGUUUUUGAGACUCGACGCCCACAGACCUUGAAGAUCACCAUCGUGGCCCUGGACGGCGGCGCCCCCCGGAUGGUGGUCAACAAGGGUGCCCCCACCUUGAGGACCCUGCCCAAUGGACAGCUGGGAUUCCUCAUCAACUCCAAACACCUGAGGGUGGAGGACCGGCACAGCAGCCCAGCCUCGUUGGCGUUCCACGUCACGGCGCCGCCCAAACACGGAUACAUCGUCCACCUGGGCCGGGGGAACAACUCCGUGGAAAGCUUCAGUCAAGCCGACAUCGACGACCUGAACAUCUGCUACGUGCUGCGCCGGGAAGAAAACGCCACGUCGGACAUCUUCCACUUCACCGUGGAGGACGAGGGUGCCAACAAGCUGAAGGAGCAGAGUUUCCAUCUGGACUGGUCGUGGAUCUCCCUGCAGAAGGACCACUACGUGGUGGACGAGGAGGACCAGUUCCUGGAGGUGGUCCUGAGGCGGAGAGGCUACCUUGGCGAGACCUCCUUCGUUGGGAUCGGCACGCGGGACGGCAGCGCCAAGAAGGACCAGGACUUCAGGGGGAAGUCCCAAAAGCAGGUCCAGUUCAAUCCGGGUCAGACCAGCGCCACCUGGCGGGUCCGCAUCCUGGCGGACGGCAAGUACGAGCAGUCCGAGACCUUCCAGAUUCUUCUGUCCGAGCCGGUCAUGGCGGCGCUGGAGUUUCCCGCCAAGACCACGGUGGACAUCCUGGAUCCUGGCGACGAGUCCACCGUCUUCUUCCCGGAGCCUCUCCUGUCGGUGGAGGAGGACGUGGGCCGUCUGUCCAUCCCGGUGCAUCGCAGUGGGGACGUCAGCGAGGAGCUCCUGGUGCUCUGCUACACUCAGCAAGGUUCCGCCACCGGCACGGACCCAGGCAGCGUCCUGUCCUACUCGGACUACAUCUCGCGGCCCGAGGAGCACGCCAGCCUGCUGCGCUUCCACGGGGGCGAGCGGGAGAAGUGGUGCGGCGUGGUGGUCAUCGACGACUCUCUGUACGAGGGCCAGGAGCACUUCAACGUCAGCCUCUCCUCGCCCGUGGGGGGCCGCCUGGGCCGCCGACACCCUUCUGCCACGGUCGCCAUCCUGGAGGACAGAGACGACGCUCCAGUCUUUUACUUUGGCGAGCAGGCGUAUCACGCGGACGAGAGCGCCGGUCACGUGGACGUCAAAGUGUGGCGCACCGGCACCGACCUCUCCAAGGGCGCCAGCGUCACCGUUCGCUCUCGCAAAUCCGAGCCCGCCUCCGCGGAAGUCGGCGUGGACUACGUGGGCGUCAGUCGCAACCUGGACUUCGCCGCGGGCGUCAGCGUGCUGUCGUUCAGGAUCGACCUCCUGGAUGACCUGGGGAAGCCCGAGCUGGAGGGGCCGGAGACCUUUGACCUGGUCCUGCGUAUGCCGACCAACGGCGUCCUGGGAGAACCCGGGAAGGCGACGGUCUUCAUCAACGACUCUGUGUCGGACUUGCCGAAGGUUCAGUUCCGUGAGGCGGUGCACUCCGCCCAGGAGCACGAGGGCCGACUGGCGGUCACGGUGCACCGCAGCGGUGACCUCAGGUGGCGCUCCACCGUGCGCUGCUACACCCGCCAGGGGUCGGCCCAGGUGGUCUCGGACUUUGACGAGCGUCCCAACACGGACGCGUCAAUCCUCACCUUCCUGCCCGGCGAGACGGAGAAGGUGUGCGCGGUGUCGCUGGUGGACGACUCGCUCUACGAGGACCCGGAGGAGCUUCGCCUGGUCCUCGGGAGCCCGGAGAGUGACUCCGGGUUUGGGGCCGCGCUGGGGACCCUGAAGGAGACGCUGGUGAAAAUCCAAGACGCUGCCGACAAACCCAUCAUCCGCUUCUCGGAGACCAAGUUCAGCGUCAGCGAGCCCAAGGAGGCGGGCGCCGUGGCGACGGUGAGGAUCCCCUUGCUGCGACUGGGCGACACCUCCCAGGUGUCCGUGGUGCGGGUUCACACCAAAGACGGCUCGGCCGUGUCGGGGGAGGACUACCACCCCGUGUCCCGAGACGUGGAGUUCAGGCGGGGUGACAAGGAGAAGGUGGUGCAGGUGGAGGUUUUGUACGACGGCGUGCGGGAGAUGAGGGAAGCUUUCACGCUGCACCUGAAGCCCGACGACAACAUGGUGGCCGAAACUCAGGUGACCAAAGUGAUGGUCUACAUCGAGGAGACCACCAGCAUGGCCGACGUCACCUUCCCGUCUUUGCCCCGCGUGGUCUCGCUGCUCCACUACGACCACCACGCCCGCCCACCGGGUGGCGCUCACCCGCCUGCUGGCUACCCUGUGGUCUGUGUGACGGCCUGCAGCAGCAGACACGUGGACUACGGCAAGACCGCCUCCAUCUGCGUCAGCGAGCGCAUCGACGACACCUUGACCAGGUACCGCUGGCUGGUCAGCGCCCCCGCCGGACCCCACGGCGUCACCAGCCCCAUGAGGGAGGUGGACUUGGACACCUUCUUCACCUCCUCCAAGACCAUCACGCUGGACUCGGUCUACUUCCGCGCCGGCUCCCGGGUCCAGUGCGUCGCCAGGGCGGUGAACUCGGACGGCGACGAGGGGCUGGAGCUGACCAGCCCCGUGGUCACCAUCAGCCAGGAGGACGGAAUGUGUCAGCCGCGCAAGAUGGGCGCCGUGGGGGCGGAGCCUUUCUCCGCCAAGCUGCGCUACACCGGAGCGGACGACCCCGAGCACCCAAACCUGAUCCGAGUGAGCGUCAGCAUGCCGCACCUGGACGGCAUGCUUCCGGUCAUUUCCACCCGGCCCCUCACGAACUUUGACCUGACUCUCAGCCCGGACGGAACCCGUGUGGGGAACCACCGCUGCUCCAACCUGCUGGACUACGGCGAGGUCGCCACGGGUCACGGCUUCAUCACGGCGGCCACGCGCAACCCGGAGAGCGCGGGCAACGCGGCGCCCUACCAGUACAGCGCCCCCCUGAGGGGGAACGCCACACUGCGCUUCUACAGGAACCUCAACCUGGAGGCCUGCCUGUGGGAGUUCACCACCUUCUACCACAUGUCCGAACUACUCUCUGACUGUGGAGGCACCAUCACCACUGAUGGACAGGUCCUGAACCUGGUCCAGUCCUACGUGACGCUGCGCGUGCCCCUCUACGUGUCCUACGUCUUCCACUCGCCCGCGGGCGCCGGCGGCUGGCAGCACUUUGACCUCCAGUCGGAGCUGCGCCUCACCUUCGUGUACGACACCGCCAUCCUGUGGCGGGACGGCGUGGGCAGCCCCCCUCAGGCCGAGCUCCAGGGUGCGUUGUACCCCAGCAGCAUGCGCAUCAACCGGCAAGGACGCCUGGUGGUCCACUUCCGCACCAAAGCCCGCUUCAGGGGUCUGUUUGUCCCGAGGGUCCGGACAUCAGCGAGCUCCGUGUCCUCCACGGUGGUGAGCCCGGACCACCCCGGCCUGACCUUCAACCUCACCCUGGUGCGGAGCGAGCCCGGCUACAACCAGCCGGUGCAGCAGUGGACCUUCACCUCGGACUUUGCCGUCCGAGACUACUCGGGGACGUACGCCGUCAAGCUGGUCCCCUGCACCGCCGCCCGCCACGCCGAGUACUCGCUCCCGCCCGUGUGCAGUCCCGGGGAGCCCGUGACCUUCGACCUGGACAUCCGCUUCCAGCAAGUGAGCGACCCGGUGGCGGUGGAGUUCAGUCUGAACACUCGGAUGUUGUUGCUGUCCAGGAGGAGCUUGUGGCUCUCGGACGGCUCCGCGGGCUUCGGCCAGGAGAGCGACGUGGCCUUUUCUGAGGGUGACACCAUCUUUGGCCGCGUCAUGGUGGACCCCGUGCAGAACCUGGGAGAGUCCUUCUUCUGCAGCAUCGAGAAGGUCUUCCUGUGCACGGGAGCGGACGGCUACGUUCCCAAGUUCGAUCCCUCGCGCUCCGAGUUCGGCUGCCUGGCCGACUCGCCCUCCCUGCUCUACAGGUUCAAAAUCCUGGACAAGGCUCAGCCCGAGACCCAGGCGCGGGUGUUUGGGGACGUGGACUUCAGCGCCGUGCUCGCCUUGGACGACGCCUCGGCCCUGCCGCUGGUCCGGCAGCCUGGCUCGGACGGGUUCAAGCUGGACUCCAGGGCCAUGUUCCAGGUGGCGUCGGGUCGUGAGUGGUACAUUCACACCAUCUACACCGUCCGCUCCAAGGAAAACGCCAACCGAGGGAUCGGGAAGCGCAGCCUGGAACGUCAGUCCUUCACGUCCGCGGGCGGAGGCGGCGGCGAUCGGUCCAGGAGGUCAGUCGGCGAGCAGGUCCCGGAGGUCGCCACGGACAUCGGCGGCGACAACAACCGCGGCACCAACAUCAUGCACGUGGCGCUGGACCGCAGCGAGCGACGGAAGGGAGGCGGAGACGAGGUGCCGGCGCGCGGGGCGGAGCUGAGCGGCGACGAGGGCGACGAGGGCGCGGUGACGGUGGCGGGCGCGCUGGUGGGCGUGUUGCUGGCGGCGCUGGUGGGCGCCGCGCUGACGCUGGCGCUCCGCUCCAGGCAGAAGGACAGGUGGCGAGAGGGCGGGCGGGAGGCGGUCAAAGGCUCCAUCAGCGCCGAGCCCAUGCUGGUGGUCCGCAUGCACGACUGCCGCGAGAGCUCCGAGGUCUAAGCCGGCAAAAACACAUUUUAUACCACUUUUUAUGACCUCUCUUUCACUGCCACUGCGAUGGCGACUGGUCGCGUCCGACUUGUGACUUCCGGUGCCUGAAGACGCCAUCACGUCCCCUCCGGGACCUCGUCACGGGAUUUCACCUCACCUUUUUUUUUGUUGACUUCUUUUCUCUCCUUUAGGAUGAAAUGUAGAACAAAUAUCCCUCACGUGUGUACUCAGAAGUGCCGUAAGGACUCGCACUGGCCACUUCAUUAGGUACACCAAUGCAGAAAAUAUCUUCACUUUUCAUUUGGACUUUGUUUGUCAUAUUUUGAUGAGUCUAAAUCAGGAGUCCCCAAACUACGGCCCGCCAGCGUCCAAAAUAUCCGGCA